This is a messenger RNA of Phytophthora megakarya, 801 nucleotides long. NCBI's taxonomy places the organism in Eukaryota, Oomycota, Peronosporomycetes, Peronosporales, Peronosporaceae. The record is from the annotation of a GenBank genome assembly.
AUGGCCGAAUUCGCCAUCAGCAACGCGGUGCAUGCCUCGACUGGGCAUACCCCGUUCUUCGUGAAUGCCAUGCGGCAUCCACGCCUUCCGAGCACACUGAGGGUGAUGGCUUCCUCCUUAAGUGGGGGAGGAUCUACGGUUGCGUCCGAACAACCGCAGAAGACAGCUGAUACGGACCUAUCAGCUGCGAUGACACGUGCGAGAGCGAGAGCCCGCACACGACAAAGUGACGUGCCAGUGCCGAGCACUGACACUGUGAAGAACCGCGAGCGGGCGACACCUGCUGCGACAAAGGACAAUGUGUCUGUGCGAGGCACAGACACCGCGAAGACUCACGCACAGGCCAGUCCUGUUGUACGACCAUGUAACGUAUCGAUGCCGGGCAUCGAUACUGAAAAGCUUCACGCACACGCUGAGCCUGUAGUGAUCGGACACGAAGUGUCAGUGCCGGGCACUGACAUCCCAAAGAGCCAUGCACAGUCUGAGACUGAUGCGACCACAAGUGGUGAGUCUGUGCAGGGCACAGACGCGGACAAGACCAAUGAGCUGGACCCGGGCUUCAGCUCUCAAGCAAUGGACUUUGUCCACGAACGACAAGCAGUCGUUCGCUUUGUACAAGAUGCAAUUGCAGCUUCUGCGGAUAGGCAGAAGCUGAACGCAGACAAUAACGGAAGAGGUAAUACAAUGAAUUCAAAAUUGGUUCAUCGGUUUUGUUAUCUACGCAAAACUUGCCUACUCAUGCAGUCUCUGUUUUCGGAGCAAGCAAGCUUGCUCCGCGCUUCAUUGGGCCCUUCACGGUGA